Messenger RNA from Capsella rubella, 1745 nucleotides. Its product is annotated as polygalacturonase QRT3. Gene Ontology annotation, molecular function: polygalacturonase activity. Bases 230 to 1687 code for a protein of 485 amino acids. NCBI's taxonomy places the organism in Eukaryota, Viridiplantae, Streptophyta, Magnoliopsida, Brassicales, Brassicaceae. The transcript is spliced from 3 exons. The record is from RefSeq and is a predicted model, not a curated record.
AAGUGUUUCUGUUUAAUAAAAUUGGAACUCGAGUCGGUACAUUGAAAGAAAAAUAAAGCUAAAUUUAAUAACAGAGACUAUAAUGCAAUGCCUUUUUAAUAAGACACACACAUACACACGCUUAUAUCAUCAACCUUCAUCUUCGUCAUAAUCAUUCCCAACAAAUCUAUCUCUCUCUUUCUCUUUCUUUUUCUCUCAAGAAGUAGACAAAAGUCAAGAAAGAAACAAGAUGAGACUCCAUGGCUUUGUUAGCAGCUCGUUGCUACUGUUUCUCAUCACAAUUACAAUGGUGUUUGAAGAGACAUUGUCUUUUAGAAGAGACAUGACCAAGCUUUUGAAGUUUCAAGAGAAGAUCCAAGAAAGACUCUCAGUCGUCACUCCCACUCUCUCACCAUUGUCUUCUCCUUCUUCUUCUUCUUCACACUCUCCCAAAAUGGUGGGGAAGGUUAUAUACCCUAUUGGUUACGGAGCUGAUCCGACAGGUGGACGAGAUAGUAGUGACGCAAUUCUAGAAGCUUUAACCGAUGCUUUUCAGUUACAAACUGGACUUGAGAUGCUUCCACGUGUCGCUGAUCUUGGUGGUCUUGUUAUUGAUCUCCAAGGUGGCAAUUACAUGAUCGGAAAACCUCUCAGCUUCCCUUCCUCCGGCGGUGGAAAUCUUGUGGUAAAAGGUGGGACUUUCCGGGCAUCGGAGGUGUUUCCCGGUAACAGGCAUUUGGUUGAACUCGUGGCAUCAAACUACAAGAAACCAAUGAAAAUGUCGUCUUUCUCCGAUCAGAAAAACCAGAACUCCGGGAUAUUAUAUGAAGAUGUGACUUUCCAAGACGUUCUCUUCGACUCAAGCUUCCGAGGAGGGGGUAUUUUGGUGAUCGACUCGGCUCGUAUUCGUAUAGCCAACUGCUACUUCCUCCAUUUCACAACACAGGGGAUUAAAGUCCAAGGGGGUCACGAGACAUACAUUUCAAACUCUUUCGUGGGGCAACAUUCAACGGUGGGAGGAGACACAGGAGAAAGAGGAUUUACCGGUACAGGAAUUGACAUCUCGAGUAACGAUAAUGCCAUUACGGAUGUAGUGAUAUUCUCGGCUGGGAUAGGUAUCUCUUUGAACGGUGAAGCGAAUAUGGUUACGGGCGUGCACUGCUACAAUAAAGCUACAUGGUUUGGUGGAAUCGGCAUCCUUGUGAAAUCGCAUUUAACGAGGAUAGACAACUGUUACCUUGAUUACACAGGUAUUGUCAUUGAAGAUCCUGUCCACGUUCAUGUCACUAAUGCCUUGUUCUUAGGAGAUGCGAACAUCGUCUUGAGAUCAGUACACGGGAGGAUUUCCGGGGUAAACAUUGUCAAUAACAUGUUUAGCGGUACUGCGAAAAACAACUUCCCUAUUGUCAAGCUGGAAGGGGAGUUUCAUGAUAUUGAUCAAGUUGUGAUUGAUCACAACAACGCUGAAGGGAUGACGCUGAAAUCUACAACCGGAAAGGCCAAGGUUUCCGCGAAUGGGACAAGAUGGGUCGCCGACUUUUCCCCUGUUUUGCUAUUCCCAAACCGAAUAAACCACUACCAGCAUUCGUUUUUCUCUCAAUCCGGGCAGAUCCCUGCAAAUGCAGUGACCAAUGUUUCCAACAAUGUGGUAAUUGUAGAAACUGAUAGAGCUGUAACUGGAACCGUGUCAGUUAUUGUAUACCAGUAAAACAACAUUCUUCAUAUUGAACACUGACUCAUUGUAAAUGAGAGAGCUUGAUUCAACU